Messenger RNA from Ogataea angusta, 1035 nucleotides. RefSeq lists its product as uncharacterized. Gene Ontology annotation, cellular component: cytosol. The transcript has a single exon. Gene Ontology annotation, biological process: cytoplasmic translation. The record is from RefSeq and is a predicted model, not a curated record. Gene Ontology annotation, molecular function: mRNA binding; metal ion binding. NCBI's taxonomy places the organism in Eukaryota, Fungi, Ascomycota, Pichiomycetes, Pichiales, Pichiaceae. The coding region runs from base 1 to 1035 and encodes 344 amino acids.
AUGCCGCCAAAGAAGGCCCAAAAGGCCCAGAAGGACGCCGAGAAGAAGAAGAAUGCCAAGAAGGUGCAGAAGCAGCUGGAAGAUAAGACUUUCGGCCUGAAAAACAAGAACAAGUCGAAGAAAGUGCAGCAGUAUGUGAACCAGGUCACUGCACAGGCUGCGGACAAGAAAGCACAGGCCAUGGCCAAGCAGCGUGCUGCCGAGAAGAAAGCCGCCGAGGAGGCCAAGAAGGAGGCCGCCAAGCUGCUCCAGUCCUCGAUUCCGACGCAAAAGGUGCCAUUUGGAGUGGAUCCAAAGUCGAUUCUCUGUGAAUUUUUCAAAGCGGGAGCAUGCACAAGAGGCAAGAACUGUAAAUUUAGCCACGACCUUGCUGUUGGCCGGAAGGCCGCCAAGAGGGACCUGUACGCGGACGACAAGGACGAGGAAAAGAGAAACGACACAAUGGACAACUGGGACGAGGAGAAGCUGAGAAAGGUGAUUUUGUCCAAGCAUGGAAAUCCAAAGACCACCACGGACAAAGUGUGCAAACAUUUCAUUUCUGCGGUUGAGGACGGCAAGUACGGAUGGUUCUGGACGUGUCCGGACUCCGACCCCAAGCAGGGCAAGGAGUGCAAGUAUAGGCACUCGCUUCCGCCGGGCUUUGUGCUCAAGACCAAGGAGCAGAGACGGCUGGAGAGAAUGGCGUUGGAGGCACAGCCUAAGAUCACGCUGGAGGAUUUCAUAGAGACAGAGAGAGACAAGCUGCCACGAGACAAGCUGACUCCUAUCACGCCGGCUACGUUUGCAGAAUGGAAGAAGAAACACACACAGGAAAAAGAGAAGCAGAGCGAGACGGCCAAGAAGGCCCUCACAGGAAGAGAGAUCAUUAUCAAGAAGUUUGCAGACAAGUUCUACCGAGAGGAAGAUACAGGCGACAAGGGCACGGAGAUCGACAUGUCGCAGUUCCGUGUUGCGCUCGACGAGGUCGACAACGAGAACAUCAAGGACUACGGAGAUGGAAGAAAUGCAUUUUUUGAGGAAAAUAAUGCAAGUUAA